AUGCCAUUGGCGAUCGAGAGCUUGACUUGCGGGGUAUCCUUGUGUGCUGCUUACAGAUUAGGUUGUAAAAUUGUGGCAAUUGAAAAUCUGUCUUCGACCCGUGAUCUCCACGAUACCAUUGAUCUUUCGGACAACGAAAUACGGGAGUUGGACAAUGUUCCUCCUCUCUUCAGGUUGAAGCACCUGUAUCUCUCAAACAACAAAAUAUCAAAAAUAGACCCUGCCCUUGCGCAACGGGUUCCGUUUCUGCACACGCUUAUUCUAAGCGGAAAUAAUAUUUCGGAGCUUACAGACCUGGUCCCUCUGGCCGGAUGGUCUGAUUUGAGGCAUAAAAACACCUAUUACAAACCCCAAUUAGAGGGGCUUUCGUUGAUCGAUAAUCCAGUCUGCAAAAAACCCAACUACAGACAUUUUCUGAUUUCGCUGAUCCCAAGCUUAAGGGUUUUGGAUUAUUGUAAGGUUACAGACAAGGAACGCAAAUAUGUGCAAGAAUUGUUGCAAUCUGGCGUUCUUUCCGCUUCAGAUUCCUCCACCGCAGUUCUUGUCAAAAAACAAGACGAAUAUUCGCAGCAGAAGAAGGAGCGGAUGAAGGCUGCCAUUGCACAGGCAACGUCGCUCAGUGAGAUAAGGCAUUUGGAACGCGCUUUCGCAUCCGGCUACAUUCCAGAUGACCUCGCUAGCUGA
Messenger RNA from Mitosporidium daphniae, 684 nucleotides. Its product is annotated as small nuclear ribonucleoprotein A. Lineage: Eukaryota; Fungi; Microsporidia. Gene Ontology annotation, molecular function: U2 snRNA binding; protein binding. Gene Ontology annotation, cellular component: U2 snRNP. The record is from RefSeq and is a predicted model, not a curated record. Bases 1 to 684 code for a protein of 227 amino acids. Gene Ontology annotation, biological process: mRNA splicing, via spliceosome. The transcript is spliced from 3 exons.